Messenger RNA from Sparassis crispa, 1884 nucleotides. RefSeq lists its product as hypothetical. The coding region runs from base 1 to 1884 and encodes 627 amino acids. The transcript has a single exon. The record is from RefSeq and is a predicted model, not a curated record. Lineage: Eukaryota; Fungi; Basidiomycota; Agaricomycetes; Polyporales; Sparassidaceae.
AUGGCGCGCAAGGAUCCACGGCCAAAGCGCGCUGGCCGCAAGUUGAACCAUACUGGCCCUAAGCCGAAGUCGAACCGCACGAACCAGAAAGAAGAACAGGCCCCGGGCUUGCAGUCAAUCAACUUGGAAGAGAAGCAACCGCCCGAUUUUCAGAGCAUAUCCAGCUACAGGCAUUACAAGACCACCACGAGCAAGGCAAAGGGACCCUCGCCUACUGCCAGGCCUCAGAUCAAACCUGCCUCCGACGUGAACGUCAAGGUCAUACCCGUUGGUUCCACUUUGACUGUAUUGCCCACUGGAACGUUUACUGCGCAUACUGGCGCUCUACCUCUCAUUCCUUCAUCUACUCCUCAUGUCAGCACGCCUGGUACGACUCCUGGCUUCUCUCCCCUCCCGCCUCUUGCCUCGUUUGCCGCGACGUCUUCAGUGUCUUCGCUGCUACACGAAACGGUACCAACCGAGUCUCUGGAGGCGAAACAGCGCCAGGUCCAAUCGCAACCUACGAAGCACGUUUCUACUGUCGCGAUCGCCCUUGUCGCUGUCGGCGUGGCUUUCUUGCUCCUCGGCAUCUUCAUCGUCUUCAGAAUCUGCAGGCGUCCUCGCCGAAGGACUUGUCCCACCCCUUCUCUGCCUAUCCUUCAAGAUCCCUUUACUGAUGAGGACGUUGUCGGUGACGAAGAAUCACUCUUCGGCGGCAAGGAGCGGGCUUCCGGCAGACCCGAGAGCAACGUCCUGUGGACUUGGACCCAGUACUCCCAACCUUCUCUUAGAAAACCCGAAUUUACAACUGCUGGCCUUCCGGAGAGGACCGGCGAUGCGCAGAUGAAUGUGGCUCCGGCAAAGCGAAAUUCCACUGGAUUCAGUGAGAAACGUACAUCUCUUACAGUAGAAGAAAGGUCGGCGGCCCCGUCCCAGCUUCCUAUGCAACAAGCACAUACCGCAUUAUCACGUGCAGCAAAUCGAGUCUCUGCUAUGUCGAUGUCUGUCUACCCUGGUUCUCCUCUAUCUACAGCCGGCCCAGGAAUCGGUGUCGCUCUCGGGGGCGCGUCUCCUCUGACGGCCGAUGGGAUGCCCGUCCUUCAGCGUAGCAUAUCGAAGCCGUCCACUCAGCGGCUCUUGAAGAACAGGAGAAGCGUGCGAUACAGCAUGUACGAUCCGUCGCAGAUUGGCGAAGACUUGUCUCAGUCCAAUCCUGACGUCUACGAUGGUGCGCAAGUCACAUCUCCAGUGCCGUCGCCCAAUGCUCUGCCGAAGUCGAAAUCUGUUCAGGGUCGCGCCCGUGUUAAAACACCAUACGCUCCUGGCGUCUUGCGCACGUCUUCUAGUGUGUCGGCGUUCCUGGGUCGCGAUCCGAAUCCAUUCGAAGAUUCUCAGUAUAUUCUUCCGCCUCUCUCACCCGCCCUGAAGACAGAUGCGCUCAGGGAACGUGACACGAGGGCUUUAGCGUCUGCACUUGGUUUGGCGAGUCCGCCCCCGCCCUCCCCGCAACCGACGUUGUAUCCAGACGAUUCCAUCACACGACGUCAGUCGAGGGUCAUUGGGCACGGGAGGGGCCAGAGCGAGGCUAUGAGCCCGAGUAUGGAGGCAAGUGCACGGUUGGGAAACCUCAUGUUGGCCGAUUUCACGAGCAUGGCAUCACUUCCUUCCACACGCGCCAUCAGCGGUUCAGAUCAGCCUCCGGUCAGGACAAAGAGCACAAGGAAGCGAGCUGAUGACAAGCCUCCCCGUGUACCUUCUCCCCCGCCAAUGCCUUCCCUUGCGCAGAUGGCACUCGCCCACACUAAUCCGCAGGAUUACGCAGACUACCGGAGCCCGACAUACAGCAUAUAUGGAUUGUAUGAGGCCGACAGGAAGAGUCGAGCACCUGGUGAAGGCGGGUAUUGA